AGAUAGAGACAACAAGCCAAGAAAAGAAUGUUUUUUUUUUUUUUUGGGGAGAGAGAGAGAUUCUGAGGAACCAAACAAGCCUCUAUUUCUCUCUCUCUCACUCAAAACUUUCUCAAGAAAACAGAAAAAAGCUUGAAACUUUAGAUACAAGAAAGAAAGAUACCAAAGACCCAUUAUUGAAAAUCCAAUCUUUUUCAAUUGGAUGGACUUGAUGAGGAUGAGAUCCAUCACCAUAAUUUACAACAUCAUCACCUUCAUCAAUUUGCAUCACCAAAGCCUCACAAUGUAAACAACAACAGCAAUGGUAUUGCCAAUGUUGUUGGGGGUCCUACAGUUAUUGCUCCUGCAACUAGUGUUCAUGAGCUCCUAGAAUGUCCUGUUUGUACCAAUUCUAUGUACCCACCAAUUCAUCAGGUUUGUUCUUUGUGUGUUUAAUUUGUUGUGAAGAUGUGUACUUUAUGGUUUGUGUUUAUCUGGUCUUGUCUGCUUGCUGUCUUUUUUUUAUUAUUAUGUUUUUGAUGUUUGAUAGGUGUAUGUUAGAUCUUAUUGGAUUUGAUAAUUGGGUUUUAAGGACAUUGGUGAUUUCAGGCGCAUAGUGAUGAUGUGUUGUUUUAGAGUUGAUGAUGGUUGAAUUGGAUAUGUUUUUGGGCUGUUUUAGUGAGAACAAUUUUGGGUUUUUGGUGAGUUGAUUUCAAUGGAUUAGUGCUGAAUUUGAGCGUGUGAGGGAAUUUGACUUGAACGGAUGGCAUUCUAGUGACGCUUUUGCAAGGGUUGCAAUGCUAUGAGAUCCUCUUUGAGCAUUCCUGAAGCUGAGUGUCACAAUGGGCACACGCUAUGUUCCACCUGUAAAACAAGGGUACAAAAUCGCUGCCCCACAUGUAGGCAGGAGCUUGGAGACAUUAGAUGUUUGGCCCUAGAAAAGGUGGCUGAGUCACUAGAACUGCCUUGCAAAUAUUACAACUUGGGGUGCCCAGAGAUAUUUCCAUAUUACAGCAAGCUCAAGCACGAGGCAAUUUGCAACUUCAGACCAUAUAAUUGCCCCUAUGCUGGAUCAGAAUGCUCUGUUGUUGGGGACAUCCCUUUCCUAGUUGCACAUCUAAGGGAUGAUCACAAGGUGGACAUGCACAUAGGAUGCACUUUCAACCAUCGCUAUGUGAAGUCUAAUCCCCGUGAAGUGGAGAAUGCCACUUGGAUGUUGACGGUCUUCCAUUGUUUUGGUCAAUACUUCUGCCUUCACUUUGAAGCUUUCCAGCUUGGCAUGGCCCCUGUUUAUAUGGCAUUCCUCCGUUUCAUGGGUGAUGAGGCUGAGGCUCGGAAUUAUAGCUAUAGCCUUGAGGUCGGAGGAAAUGGCAGGAAACUUAUAUGGGAGGGUACCCCGCGAAGUGUCCGAGAUAGCCACCGGAAGGUCAGGGAUAGUCAUGACGGUCUCAUAAUUCAACGAAAUAUGGCACUUUUCUUCUCUGGUGGGGAUAGGAAGGAGCUGAAGCUUAGAGUUACCGGGAGGAUAUGGAAGGAACAACAAAGUCCAGAAACAGGAGUGUGCAUACCUAACCUUUGUAGCUAAAGGCGAAGUGAUUUUGAAGACAUUUACACGGUUUGUGUGUUUGAGACUGUUGUGUGUUGUACCUACUUCUUCCAUCCUUUUCUUGUAUCUUGUAAUGGAUGGAAUUGAUGAAACUCUAUAGUUUUUGAUAAAUUUGUAUAAUAAACAGCUGUUCUUCCAUCAACUUUUGCUUGAUAGUACAAAAGGUAGGCUUUCAAGCUAGACUGGAUGAAGCCACUUACAGGA
This is a messenger RNA of Populus trichocarpa (black cottonwood), 1789 nucleotides long. RefSeq names its product E3 ubiquitin-protein ligase SINAT4. Gene Ontology annotation, molecular function: zinc ion binding; ubiquitin protein ligase activity; protein binding. The transcript has 4 exons. Gene Ontology annotation, cellular component: cytoplasm. The coding region runs from base 782 to 1564 and encodes 260 amino acids. Lineage: Eukaryota; Viridiplantae; Streptophyta; Magnoliopsida; Malpighiales; Salicaceae. The record is from RefSeq and is a predicted model, not a curated record. Gene Ontology annotation, biological process: multicellular organism development; ubiquitin-dependent protein catabolic process.